CAGCAAUCCUGUAGUCACAGCAUCAGUCCAUUGUAUCUCCCGAAGGAAAAAAGUAGCAAUUAAAAGGUAACGACGAGGGAGAAAGAAGGGGGGGAUGAGAAGACAGCAACAAUGGAGCACUUACUCUGGUAUGUCCUUGGGCGUGUACCUGAGAGUCGCUCGCACAUGAUCGUCCUGGCUCGACUUGACCAUACGCCACAUGAGCACCGCGCCGUCCGAACAGCUCCAGUUCGAUUCGUCACCGCUUUUGGACGGCUCAGCGCCGUUUGUGUCGCACAAGGUUUCCCCAGUCGAGCUGGACGUGACGUUGAAGGCGAAAGAUUCCACUUCAUAGCUCAGAGCCAGAGGUUUGUCAUUUCCGUAGACGAUGGCACCGUUCAUGAAGCCUCCAAAUUUCACACAAGGUUUCUCGGCGGCGGCAACAUAGGGGAUGGCGGCGAGAGCGGCGAGAAGGAAAGUGGCUGGGAAAGAAGGCAUCUUGUUGUCUAUGUGUAUGUUUCAAUGAAUGAUUUGAAAAUGGACCAAGCGAAUGCAAUGGAGAAAGAAUGGAAAAAAAGAAAUGAGAAAAGGAAUGUGAUGAGUUGGAAAGAUUGUGGACAGUACUGGGAAAGAUACACUUUGUCGUUGAGGACUUUUACUCCAUUUAACUAA
Aaosphaeria arxii CBS 175.79 is the source of this 651-nucleotide messenger RNA. RefSeq lists its product as uncharacterized. The transcript has a single exon. Lineage: Eukaryota; Fungi; Ascomycota; Dothideomycetes; Pleosporales. Bases 112 to 651 code for a protein of 179 amino acids. The record is from RefSeq and is a predicted model, not a curated record.